GGAACAUGCCAAGGCUGCGCAUGUCAAGGCUGAGUGAACACUCCAGGAUUAGGAGAGCUCAGAGCUGGGCACCUCCUCAGACUACCUGUCACAAGGGGUCAUCUAGCACCAUCAGGGAGUGAAGACCGAGGGCGGCUUGAAUACUUUCCUCUCUCCCGGCCCCGCCCACCUGUCCUCCCUUCUCGCAGAUCCCUAGCAGAGCCCUGAGCUUCCUCCUCUAGCCCUAGCCUCUCAGAACCUCCUGGGAAUUAAAGAACCAGACGGAUAGACAGAAGAGAAAUUUCCAGCUCCGACGAGCAGUCCUGGUGUCUUCGAGGGCCAGUCGCUUCAAAGCUCUCCAGCGAGAACCUUUGGGAAAGGCCGAUUAAACUGGAGCCCCCGGGGUGCCGACGAACCCAGUUAGAGCGGAAAGCUGUAUCGUGGCGAGGUGUCAUCGGAAAGCAUGGAGCAUUCCCGCCUAUGUGCUGAGCUCCGAGGCUAAACCGAGAGAGAAAAGAAGAUAACGGAAGGGAACCGAGAUUGGAGUUCAGGAGGAGGUGAGGAGGGUACUGUCCGCGGUUCUGAACUAGGUCUUAUUAGCCGGACAUAGAGAACAUUUCCGAUUUGCUGAACCACUCCUUGGAAGUAAGGACCAAUCCCCGAAGGGGCGGGAGGAUUUGGGGGUGAGGAGGGAGGCAAAGAGGUUGUUGCCUUUGAAAAACGCCAGAAGCUGCACCAACGUGUUGAAACCUACCUGCAAAAAGUGUUCCCAGCAAUCCGACUGUCUGAGCUUUUCUCCUAAGGGAGUUCAUCUUUGGAGGUUUCCUCGAAAGAAGGGGUACAGUCCUUGUUGGAGAGAAACGCUUGAUCAGGCCAGAGUCUGAGAAAGAUGCCUGCUCUCAGUAGCUUGUUUUCUCUGGCUUCCCUCGUGCUCAUCUGCUGGGUUCAUGUUUGUUUUCCAGUCUGCGUGGAAGUCCCUUCCGAGACAGAAGCAGUCCAGGGCAAACAGAUGAAACUCCGGUGUAUCUCCUGCAUGAAGAGAGAAGAAGUGACAGCCAGUACAGUGGUGGAAUGGUUUUACCGGCCAGAGGGCGGUAAAGAUUUCCUUAUCUAUGAGUUCCGAAAUGGUCACCAGGAAGUGGAGAGCCCCUUCCAAGGCCGUCUACAGUGGAAUGGGAGCAAAGACCUGCAGGAUGUCUCCCUCACUGUGCUCAAUGUCACACUGAAUGACUCUGGUAUCUACACCUGCAAUGUCUCCCGGGAGUUUGAAUUUGACUCACAUCGUCCCUUUGUGAAGACCACAAGGCUCAUCCCCCUCAAAGUCACUGAGGAAGCUGGAGAGGACUUCACCUCGGUGGUCUCAGAAAUCAUGAUGUACAUCCUCCUGGUCUUCCUCACUUUGUGGCUACUCAUCGAGAUGAUUUAUUGUUACAGGAAGGUUUCCAAGGCUGAAGAGGCAGCUCAAGAAAAUGCGUCUGACUACCUCGCCAUUCCAUCAGAGAACAAGGAGAAUUCGGCAGUGCCAGUGGAGGAAUAGGAGAAAUGGGGUGGUCUGAUGUCUGACGGGCCCAGAUUCUUCAGUAUGGAUCAUCAUCAACAACUUCAGGACGGGACCCAGGGACUAUCACUGUUUUCAUCUAUUCAUCAACCAUCAGGCUUUGCUCUAUGGCUCCACUCUAAGCUCUACACACUGAAGGAUACCUACUUUGAUGGCUAAGUCAAGGGCCCACCAUCUCACUCUGGGCUCUGUCUUUCCCCAGCCUAAUCUCAUAGCACUUAAUAGUAGAUAUGACUCCCUUUGCUCCGCAUGGCUUUGUAUAAUGCUGGUAGCAACUCCUCUUCCUCUACUCCUUCAUUACUGUUUACCUGGGUCUGGCCUCCAUUCACUGCUGGACAAGAAGGAACAUUGUCUGCUCUUCUGCUUUCCCCUCACUUCCCCACUCACAACCACACAAAUUAGGUCUGGUCCCUUUCUACCACGGGAUGAGAAAGGGCAUUAUGUGGUUGGCUCUGAUGUCUUAGCAGAAGUAGGGUGUUUCUCCUGACCCAGGAGUUAUCCAAACAAGCCCAGACUGAAGAGCAGCAUGUACUUAGAUUCCUCAGAGAGGCAUUUCUGAAUCUCCUGGGCCAUUAGGUUUGGGGUCAGAACAGAGUAGCUUUUCUGGACCACAGAGGUCUGAAAGAAAGCACAGUGUAUAUUAGAAUAUCUUCUGGAACCUCGAGUCCUAGGGCUGGAUCUCAUCUUAUUACUUGGCUCUAGGUUUUGCCCAGUCAUUUCCUAAGUAGUAAUUAGGACUACUUAAUAAGGGUUCCUCUUGGCAAUAUUAUCCUUGAUAUGUCACUUACCCUAUCUUUGGUCUUCCUAAUAAAAGUCUAGGGGACUGGUAAGAGGGCUGGCAGCAGAGACUAGCAGCAAUCUUAGUAGCUUUUUAAAGUCAGGUACCUCAUUCCCUGACCAUGUUGGGAAAAUAUGCCCAUUUCUCAACUUCCCCUAGUUUUUUCCCAUAAUGGGAUUCGGAGCAAUCAGUCCUUCUCUUGAUAUUGAGAAACAGUAGGGAAUGGUUUUUUUUUUCCCAGAGUAUUGUGAUUGACGACCUUUUGCCCCCACCUUUGAGCACUUUUGUGGGUCAGUGUUGUUUUCCACAGGAUAGGGAUGUUCAAAGAGUAGCAAAAACUUGCAUGGGAUCACAGAGCAUGUUGAGGUAGCAAUAGAAUGAGCUUUGGUGAGCUGACUAGUGAUUCCUUGGAAUCUUUGCACUUGUGUGAAGACUACAGAUCUAAGCUUUGUGAUGGUCACACCCCCAUCACAUUUGGAGGAUGUGCAGGAGUCACUGACCACUCCUGAAGAACUCCAGUUAUAAUUAGUGUCAAUUCUUCAAUAAACACAGAAUGGAUGAAAAUGAGCCCCAAAUACAGGGGGAAAUGGGUUGGCUUAGUUUAUACUGGAAUAAGGACCUCCCAUAUUAAAUUUUUAUGGGACUAAAACAAGUCUCAGGGGCUCAAUCACUGCUUCCCUAAAGAUCUUCAAAGUGGAAGAAAUGGCCUAAGAUCAUAGGCUCAUAGGAUUUAGAGCUAGAAGGUCAGUCACCCUCAUUUCACAGAUGAGGAGACUAGGAGGCCCAGAAUGGUUCAGUGAUUCUGGUAGUACAUGGUAGUUAAUCCCAGUCAGUGGGGUGAAAGUAGAUGAACAGAAUAGCUGAUCCCGUCUAGUAAUCCGUGAGGCUCUCUCAUCAAUAAAAGUAGGCUCUAGCUUUCUAGUUUUUCUACUCCCAGGUAGAAUAAAACAGUCCAGAUAGGAAAAGGUUGGCCAAAACAAAACAAAACAAAGACAAACAAACAACAACAAACAAAGACAAAUAAAACACCUCAAACGUAAAGUGUCCUGUCUGGUCCUAAAGUGAUACUCAUCCCCACCUAGUGGCCAGACAGGGGAUCCUGAGGCGUUAUCAGCUGGGGAAAGGCUGCUAAUGGCUUUUUCCCUUAGGGGGUCUUCUUUGGGUUUGUGUGGAGGACAACACUCUUGGUACGGGACCCAGAUUGACUAUCCCCCUUUGUUAUUACUUUGGAAGUUACUUUUCUAAGGUAUUACUCCUUGCAACACUCAGGAAUCAGAUUUUCAUGAUAUUUCCUCUCACUGAGCUCAACCUUCUUCAUAUACGUGAUCUUUCACAAGGCCCCUCUCGGACCUUCAGGUGAGAGGAGAGGAUUUUUUCCUUCAUUUCAUGGAUGGGGAAAUGGACCCAGAGGAGUGCAAUGUGUUCUGUGAAUUGCUCACAGUGAGUCAGUAGCAGACCCUCCAGUGGUCUAUUUACCUCCAGUCCAGGGAUCUAUCUAAUAAAUCACGCUUCCCCAUUUGAUAUCAGUAGUAAGUAGUGGAGUGUGGAAACUCUAGGGCAGUGAAACUUGAAUUCAGUUUCUGACAAAACAAAAGAACUGUGAGUGAACAUAAUAGUCAGUAUUUAUGUAGUGCUUUAAGGUCUGCAAAACACCUGUUAUAAAGAUUAUCUUAUUCUCACAACAAUUCUGGGAGAUA
Messenger RNA from Phascolarctos cinereus (koala), 4012 nucleotides. RefSeq names its product sodium voltage-gated channel beta subunit 3 (gene SCN3B). Gene Ontology annotation, molecular function: transmembrane transporter binding; sodium channel inhibitor activity. Gene Ontology annotation, cellular component: voltage-gated sodium channel complex. Lineage: Eukaryota; Metazoa; Chordata; Mammalia; Diprotodontia; Phascolarctidae. Gene Ontology annotation, biological process: regulation of sodium ion transmembrane transporter activity; regulation of heart rate by cardiac conduction; sodium ion transport. The record is from RefSeq and is a predicted model, not a curated record.